Messenger RNA from Clonostachys byssicola, 339 nucleotides. Lineage: Eukaryota; Fungi; Ascomycota; Sordariomycetes; Hypocreales; Bionectriaceae. The record is from the annotation of a GenBank genome assembly.
AUGCCCAGUCUCGCCGCCCUCACAAUCUAUUUCUUCGGGUUCACGGCCCUCCACCACGGGGUCAGCAACCUGAUCUGGCCGAAGCAGGCCCUCGCCGCCAGGAAGCUGCCCGAGGCGGCCCUCCCCGCGCUCAACGCCUUCUCCAUCACGGCCAUCGGCAUCGGCAUCUACUACAUCCUGGGGGCAUACCAGGAGAACCGCGCCUUCUUCGCCCUGACGCUCGCCCGCUUCGUGUCCACGGCCAUCUUUUGGGCGCAGGGCCCGGCCUGGCAGGGGAUUGCCAGGUUUGAGGGUAUCUCGGCUGUCGUCACCGGGCUUGCGCUUCUUUACGAGGGCUAG